Messenger RNA from Closterium sp. Yama58-4, 552 nucleotides. The record is from the annotation of a GenBank genome assembly. NCBI's taxonomy places the organism in Eukaryota, Viridiplantae, Streptophyta, Zygnematophyceae, Desmidiales, Closteriaceae.
AUGGGCGUAACUAUGCUGACUAUUGACAGAGAAUAUGGGCUAUGGAGCCCACUAUGCUACGAGUCUAGAAAGCGCCUAGCGCCCUCCGCGCCCUCCGUCACGCCUAGCGCCCUCCGCGCUCUCCGCGCUCCUAGCGCCCUCGCGCCCCUUAGCGCGGCCCUCAGCCCGCCCCACGUCGCGCCCCUUAGUAACCCCCCCCUCCGUGCCCUCCCCUUCCCCUCCCCGUCGCGUUACCUCCCGUCCCCCUGCCCGUCGCGUCGCCUCCCUUCCCCCUGCCCGUCGCGUCAACCGUCGCCCAGGCCCGCGCGUAGCCCGUCGCCCAGGCCCGCGCCUAGCCCGUCGCCCAGGCCCGCGCGUAGCCCGUCGCCCAGGCCCGCGCCUAGCCCGUCGCCCAGGCCCGCGCCUAGCCCGUCGCCCAGGCCCGCGCCUAGCCCGUCGCCCAGGCCCGCGCCUAGCCCGUCGCCCAGGCCCGCGCCUAGCCCGUCGCCCAGGCCCGCGCCUAGCCCGUCGCCCAGGCCCGCGCGUAGCCCGUCGCCCAGGCCCGCGCCCUAG